UCCCCCCACAUUGACAGGGGGUGGUGCUGCUGCUGCUGCGGUAGCUACAGCAGCAGCUGGUGGUGGUGCCGCGUCUAAGACUGCGGCUACUGCAGUGGGUACAUCGCUCGAACCGUCGUCUUGCUAAGCCUCUGGACGUUCGCGGGCGGGCUACCUUAAUUUAUUUAUUUUAUAUCUUUUUUUAUAAUUUUUAAAAAACACCGCAAUCUUUAUUUAAUUAUUUUUCCUACAUCGCCGGUCGCCAGCACGAAAUUUUUGUUUUAUUUCGCUUAGUGGAUUUUUAAAAAAAAAUGAUAUUUAUGCGGAAUUGAUGGGGGGGGAGAGAAGAGGGAGAGGGGGUGUUCUAAUUAAUUUGUAAUUUAAAAAAAUAAAAAAUAAUUAAGCAUUAUUUAUUUAUUUCCUAGGGGGGGUGGAUAUAGAACGCUGUUACGAUGAUGACAGUGAAAACAUUAACGCAUCAUCAUCAUCUUGUAGUUUCGUAACAACACCAACAACAUCAACAUCGCUGAUGAUGGUGAUGAUGAUGGUGGUGGUGACCACAGUGGUGAUGUAACACACCAUUGUGUUGUUCUUUGUGUGCACGCUGUCCUUACGGGAGAUAUUUAAAUCAAGGUUAUAAUAAUCACAACAUCAUCAUUAUUAUUGUGAGUGUGUGUGGUGGGUGACACUCCAUCAAGCCGGUGUUUCUGCUCCUGCUCCAAGACUCUCAGCAGCUGCACCACCACCACCGCCAUCCAUUGUCCUGGAGCGUCCGCCUGAGGACCAUCGUCGGAACGGCCCCGAGGAGCCUUCGCUGACCGCGGGGGUGGAGCCCACAACCUGCAUGUCGCCUGAAGCCCAUUUCUGUCCGACCGCUGACGCCCCCCUAGGAUGUCCGGUUAUGUUGAGGUCCAGGACAAAGCGCCAACCCCUCCGGUCAGAAUGAACUCGGCGUUGCUCAACUCGGCGUCGGUGGGGUGCAGCGGCGGGCCCCGGGAGCGCGAGGCCGGCUCGGCAAAGCCCCUGCCCUCCGCGCCGGAGGAGAAGAACCGCAAGGCCAGGCUCAUGUCCAUUUUCCAGGACAAGAAGAAAAGUGUCCCCAAGGAGCGCCCCGAGAUCUCUCUCCCCUCGGACUUUGAGCACACGGUGCACGUGGGCUUUGACGCCAUGACCGGCGAGUUCACGGGCAUGCCGAGCCAGUGGGCGCGGCUGCUGCAGAUCUCCAACAUCAGCGUGUCGGAGCAGAAGCGCAACCCUCAGGCCGUGCUGGACGUGCUCAAGUUCUACGACUCCAAGGAGAGCGUCCACCAGAAGUACAUGAGCUUCUCCUCGCUGCCCGGUACGCCCCGCAAGCCCACGUCUCUCGCUCGCUCAGUCGCUCGGUCACCCGGAGACGAGGAUGACGACAGCCCGCCUCCGGCCAUCGCUCCUCGGCCCGAGCACACGAAAUCGAUCUACACCCGCUCGGUGCUGGAGCCUGUGGCCGCCCCGGCGACGGUCGCCACGGCGACGGUCGCCACGGCGACGGUGGGGACCCCGAACGACAAUCGCCAGCGGCGCAAGAACAAGAUGACGGAUGAGGAGAUACUGGAGAAGCUGCGAACCAUCGUGACGAUCGGCGACCCCAAGAAGAAGUACACACGCUUCGAGAAGAUCGGCCAGGGGGCGUCUGGCACCGUCUACACUGCCAUCGACGUCGCCACGGGGCAGGAGGUGGCUAUCAAGCAGAUGAACCUACAGGCAGCAGCCCAAGAAGGAGCUGAUCAUCACGAGAUCCUGGUGAUGAGAAGAACAAGAAACCCCAACAUCGUCAACUACCUGGACAGCUACCUGGUUGGCGAGGAGUUGGUCGUCAUGGAGUACCUCCCCGGCUCGCUGACCGACGUCGUCACGGAAACGUGCAUGGACGAGGGUCAGAUCGCCGCUGUCUGUCGCGAGUGCCUACAGGCGCUGGAGUUCCUGCACUCCAACCAGGUGAUCCAUCGCGACAUCAAAAGUGACAACAUCCUCCUGGGCCUGGAUGGCUCCGUCAAGCUCACGGACUUUGGCUUCUGCGCCCAGAUCACGCCGGAGCAGAGCAAGCGCAGCACCAUGGUUGGCACCCCCUACUGGAUGGCGCCCGAGGUGGUGACACGCAAGGCCUACGGGCCAAGGUGGACGUCUGGAGCCUGGGCAUCAUGGGCCAUCGAGAUGGUGGAGGGAGAGCCUCCAUACCUCAACGAGAACCCGCUCAGGGCGCUCUAUCUGAUCGCCACCAACGGCACACCAGAGCUGCAGAACCCCGAGAAGCUUUCCGGCGUCUUCCGAGACUUCCUCAACCGCUGCCUCGAGAUGGACGUUGAGAAGAGAGGCUCAGCUAAGGAGCUGCUACAGCACCCAUUCCUGAAGCUGGCUAAGCCCCUUGCCAGCCUCACCCCCCUCAUCCUCGCCGCCAAGGAGGCCGCCAAGAACAAUCACUGAGCCCUCGCGGCGGCCGCGGGCCACCACGGCGGUGGCGACGGCGGUGACGAGACGAAGAUUCAUGAGAGGAGGAAGAGGAGGAGGAGGAGGAGGAGUUGGUGGUGGUGGUGGUGGUGGUCA
Molecule: messenger RNA, 2559 nt
Organism: Petromyzon marinus (sea lamprey)
Lineage: Eukaryota; Metazoa; Chordata; Hyperoartia; Petromyzontiformes; Petromyzontidae
Source: RefSeq, a predicted model, not a curated record